Gordionus sp. m RMFG-2023 is the source of this 507-nucleotide messenger RNA. Its product is annotated as aminoacyl tRNA synthase complex-interacting multifunctional protein 1-like. Bases 74 to 355 code for a protein of 93 amino acids. Gene Ontology annotation, molecular function: tRNA binding. The record is from RefSeq and is a predicted model, not a curated record. NCBI's taxonomy places the organism in Eukaryota, Metazoa, Nematomorpha, Gordioida, Chordodea, Parachordodidae. The transcript has 2 exons.
CACUCUUUCAUUCAUUGGUUCGAAGCUCAUUGAUAGGAAAGUGGUAGUUUUGUGCAACCUUAAACCUAUUAAAAUGCGGGGUAUAUUUUCCCAAGGGAUGCUUAUGUGCGCUGUAGAUGGAGACAAGCUAGAAAUUUUAAAACCACCACCUAAAUCGGUUCCUGGGGAUCGUAUCAUUUUCGACGGCACGCCUCAAAUCCAGGCAAAAGAAAUCAAAAAGGACUAUUUUGCAAAAAUAUCGCCUCAUUUGAAGACCUCGGAUCGAAUGGUAGCUAUGUUGGGAGAUAAACCUUUCUCUGUACAAGGUAAAGGACUGGUCGUAUGCGACACUCUUAAAAGAGCAGCUAUUCGAUAGGAAAACAUUUGUCUCGAUGUUUGAAAAAUCUUUUUUGUUUUUUAUUAAAUAUUUUUUAGACAAUGUUUUUUUUUUAAACUAUGCUAAUUUGUAGUCAUUGUAUUUAAAAAUUUCUGGUUAUGUUGGUUAAUUGUUAUUUAGAAAAUUAUAUA